Glycine soja is the source of this 3064-nucleotide messenger RNA. Its product is annotated as replication protein A 70 kDa DNA-binding subunit A-like. Gene Ontology annotation, cellular component: nucleus; DNA replication factor A complex. Gene Ontology annotation, molecular function: zinc ion binding; single-stranded telomeric DNA binding; damaged DNA binding. The transcript has 2 exons. NCBI's taxonomy places the organism in Eukaryota, Viridiplantae, Streptophyta, Magnoliopsida, Fabales, Fabaceae. The record is from RefSeq and is a predicted model, not a curated record. Bases 187 to 2871 code for a protein of 894 amino acids. Gene Ontology annotation, biological process: double-strand break repair via homologous recombination; meiotic cell cycle; nucleotide-excision repair.
CCCCAUUCCCUCUCUCUAUCUCGAAAUGGAACCACUUAUGGCGCCUUCUUUAAAUUUUUAGGGUUUCAUUCUCUCACUCUCUCUUAAGCCUCUUCUCCCACUAUCGAUUCGAUCCAAUUCCUUUGGUUUCCUUCCUCUGGAUCCCUAUUUUUUUCUCCCGAAAGCAAAAGAAAGAGAAAAUUAAUAAUGGCCGUGUCCCUGACGCAGAGUGCGAUAAUGGAGAUGUGCAGUGCGAAUUGCCCCGAGGGCUUGCAACCGGUGCUGCAGGUGAUCGAGUUGAAGCUGGUGCAGUCGCAGCAAAACAGCAACGUCGAGAGGUACCGUUUGGUUCUCUCCGACGGUUCACAUUACCAGCAAGGGAUGCUCGCCACGCAGAAGAACGACUUGGUUCAUGCUGGAAAGUUACAGAAAGGUUCCGUUGUUAGACUCACUCAGUUCAUCUGCAACGUUGUCCAGAGCCGCAAGAUUAUUAUCAUCGUUGACCUAGAUGUUGUACUGGACAAAUGUGAGCUGAUUGGAGAACCUGUCCCUGCACCAAAAGAUGCACCUACAGAAUCUGCAACUGGUCAAUCAGGAGUCACAUCUGGGAAUCCACAACUUUUGAAUAGCAGUUCACACACUGGUGGCAUGCCUGCUAGACCAAAUGUGGCUUCACCAUCUCCAGAUCAUCCAAAAGUAAAUCCUUCUGCCAGUGGUGUUUAUUCUAGUAAUGCCCCUCCUACUUAUCCUAAAGUAGAGCAUGGAGUUAGUAGAUCAGCACCAUUCAGUGGGUCUUCUGGUGGUCAGAACACAGGUUUCCGCAAUCCCCAAUUUGAGGCGUCAAGGCCCUUGCAAAACUCAUAUGCUCGUCCACCUCAGCAGCCUAUGUACCGUCAGCCAUCUCCAAUGUACACUAACAGAGCGCCAAUGGGAAGAAAUGAAGCUGCCCCCAGGAUAAUUCCAAUAGCAGCAUUGAAUCCAUACCAGAGUAUGUGGACUAUUAAAGCCAGGGUAACAUUUAAGGGAGAACUCAGGCACUAUACCAAUGCUCGAGGUGAUGGCAAGGUGUUUUCUUUUGAUCUUCUGGAUUCUGAUGGCGGAGAAAUUCGGGCAACUUGCUUCAAUGCUGUGGCUGAUCAGUUCUACAAUGUUAUUGAAGCUGGUAAGGUAUAUCUAAUUUCCAGGGGAAGCAUAAAGCCAGCUCAGAAGAAUUUUAAUCACCUUCGCAAUGAUCAAGAGCUGACCCUUGAUGUGGCAUCAAUUAUACAGCCAUGCCUUGAUGAUAAUGACUCAAUUCCAUCACAGACAUUUAAUUAUCGCCCCAUUAGUGAAAUUGAAAGUUUGGAAAACAACAGCAUUGUGGAUGUGAUUGGUGUGGUGACUUCUAUUAGUCCUACAGCUUCAAUCAUGAGAAAAAAUGGCACUGAAGUUCAGAAGAGAACUCUCCAGUUGAAAGACAUGUCAGGCCGAAGUGUUGAGUUAACUCUAUGGGGAAAUUUUUGCAUUGUAGAAGGACAAAGGUUGCAAACUAUUUGUGAUGCUGGGGAAUUUCCAGUUUUGGCUACAAAAGCUGUCAGAGUAAAUGAUUUCAAUGGGAAGUCUGUCGGGACUAUAGCCACUAGUCAGCUAUAUGUGGAGCCUGAUUUUCCUGAGGCUUGUACACUGAAAAGAUGGUUUGAAAAUGAAGGGAAGAGUGUCCCAACUCUCUCUAUUUCCAGAGAAAUAUCUAAUCUGGGUAAGACUGAUGUGCGGAAGACUAUAUCUCAAAUUAAAGAUGAGAAGUUAGGGACUUCAGAGAAGCCUGAUUGGAUAUCUGUCUUUGCAGCUGUUUCACACAUUAAGGUUGAUAACUUCUGUUACCCAGGGUGCCCUCUCAAGAUAGGGGAUAGACAAUGUAACAAAAAGGUGACUAAUAACGCAGAUGGGACAUGGCAUUGUGAAAGAUGUAAUCAGUCUAUUGACACAUGUGACUUUAGGUACUUACUGUCAAUGCAGAUACAGGAUCACACUGGCAUAACAUGGGUUACUGCUUUCCAGGAGAGUGGUGAGGAGAUAAUGGGUAUACCUGCAAAAGAUUUGUAUUAUAUGAAGUAUGAAGAGCAAGAUGAUGAUAAGUUUUCUGAAAUCUUCCACAAGGUUCUCUUCACCGAGUACAUGUUCAAGUUAAGAAUAAAAGAGGAAUUCUACAGUGAUGAACAACGUAUUAAGUCAACGAUAGUAAAAGCAGAAAAGGUAAACUUUGCUUCUAAAUCUAGAGUUAAUUUGGAGUUGAUUUUUAACGAACUCAGGGCUGAGAAAUCGAAAGGUAUCACCAUUCCCAACUCUGUAACCAAUAAUACUAGACUGGGGAGCGUUGAAACUGGACAAGUUACACCACCAGCUUAUUAUAAGAGCAAUGCUAAUACCAGUAGAGAUUUUGGGAUGCCGGCAAAUCAAGUGGGUCAACAGCAUGGAAACCAAUAUAGCAAUAUUUCUUCUGCAGGUGCUGCUCCUGGUUCAUAUACAUCAUGCACCAACUGUGGAGUCUCUGGUCAUAGCUCUGCACUUUGCCCAAAUAUUAGAAAUGUACCUGGACAUUCUGCAGGAGGGGGCUUUGCCAACAGGGCAUCUGCGGGAUUAGGUGGUGGUGGUGGAGCUUCUGUCGAAUGCUAUAAAUGUCAUCAAAGUGGUCAUUAUGCAAGAGAUUGUCCUGGUUUCAGUGCAGCACCUCCAUCAUCAUAUGGGAGCAAUUCAGGUGGUGGUGGUUCUGGCGAAUGCUUUAAAUGCCAUCAAACUGGCCACUGGGCAAGAGACUGUCCUGGUCUCAGUGCAGCACCUUCAUCAUAUGGAAGCGCUAAUGCAAUGCAGGGAAGAUAUGGGGUUGCUCAAAAGCAACAAUUUGGAGGAUAUUGAAAUUUGUUGGAGUUCGUUUUCAUUUUGUUUCAAGUAUUUUAUCAUGUCUUUGAAUAUAUAAGCAAUUUUCGUCUUAACUGUUAACUUCUGUAUAUACAGGAAGUGAUUAUGUGGUACUGAAUGCUACGUUUCUUUAUGCAAACACCGUGCGACGUGCAAAAUCAUAUACCAGUAUAUCUUUUAUUUCCGAUCA